Molecule: messenger RNA, 1869 nt
Organism: Colletotrichum scovillei
Lineage: Eukaryota; Fungi; Ascomycota; Sordariomycetes; Glomerellales; Glomerellaceae
Exons: 3
Coding region: 337-1782 (481 amino acids)
Source: RefSeq, a predicted model, not a curated record
GUUAACCCUUCACGUCGUUCGGCAACCAACAACUCUGGGAACGUCACUCUUCCCCCCCUCCUUUCGAUACAAGGCCAAGAUGACUUGAAGCUUCUUUCUUGAAUUCGCAAGUUUCCCUUCGUCGCCUUUGUCACCUUCUUUACCUUCUCUUCGCGGGCAGUGCCCUUUUCUUUUCCAUUCGACCUCCCUCUCAGCUGCGCUGCUUCAUCAAAUCUGUGUCUCGACGACCUAGUUUCAUACCUUUGUGACUUUUCCCUCGACCGUAGACUCGGAUUUUUAGCACUUGAUCAACAAUCAACAAUCCAACCUAACUGUUUACUCAAUACCAAACUCAAAAUGGUCUCUCCUAUGGGCACUCUCAGGAGGCGCGCUAUUCGCCGCCCGAGAUACAUCAGAGACGAUCUGCAGAUUGAGGUCCGCGAUGACAAGGGCGAAAUCUCAUCCGACGAUGAAGAUUCCCCCUCGCCCAAGAGCACCACAUUUCCACCCGGCGCGAGACCAACGGCGCCCCCUCCGCCACCAGCGGUUGGAGUGGCUCCGCCUGCCGUUCUCAACCCCGCCAACCCGACGGAUACGGAGAGCAGCACAUCGAGCGAUUCCCCCUCGCCCACGUCCACCGAGUUCCCGAGACCGACUGAGCCUCCGCGCGGCCCGCAACGUGGAGAAACCGGAGCUACGCCUUUUUCUUCCUCCAUUAGCACCACGACUGAAUCAUCAAGCUCGACUAAGACUCUUCCCACUGCCAUCCCGAACAGCCGCAGCACCACCAGCUUCGAUGCGCAACCGACAGGGGGGACGACCAGGGGAGGCAAUGAGACGGGCCUAGGGAACGACAGGUCUGAUGACAUUGGAUGGACACCGACUGCGAUCGCGUUUGGGACUAUUGCCAUCGCUGCCCUCUUCCUCGUCAUUGGCGUCGGCAUCUGGUGGUGCCUCCGCUACCGAAAGCGCCGUCAAGCCCGCCACCUCUACGAACGAAGCAUCUCUCCCGACAAUCAUCAAUACUGGGAUCCCUCAUCAACCUUCUCACCUCCCACCAUGCCUGCCGCCCGUCCAUCCCGCCGCUCACCCUCAAGCAUCUUUGCCGAACUCAUGGGCCACGCCUACGCCGCAGAGAAUGGCAGUGCAGGAAACGGAACGUACGGCAACGACCGCAACUCGCUUACACCCCAAGGCUACCUUGACGAGAAGAGAUACGAUCCGGCCCGCCAGCUCCCGAUCCUCGAGCCCGCGCCCGUCGCUCAGCCCAAUGUCCGAAACUCCAUCGCCAGCUGGAUCCGUCGCCACCACCCCCUUAAGCUAAACCCCAUGUCCGGCCGGAGCAGUAUGUAUUCCACCCGCAGCGGUUUCGGUGCCAGCACGAACAAUGUCAACGCACCGCCGGUCCCGAACGUACCAGACGCCUACCGCAGCACCGAGCAAGUGCAACAAUCCGGUCUUGCUCCUCCGCCUCAGCAGCGCUAUGCGCCGUCUAGCCAAUAUCACACCGGAAGCCCUUCAACAGACUACAACACCAACUCCCUCUUGUCUCUGUACCAAACUCGACCACCCCAGCAACCCGGUCAACAGCAAGCCCCAGCAGCUCCGUGGCUUCAGGACCCGCCACCAGUCGUCUUCGGCGAGCGUGGCGUCUCCAUGGCCCCGACUGAAGCGACUGAAAGCACCUGGCGAAGCUGGGGCGGCGGCGUAAACAACCCGCCUCAGCACCAGCAGCAAGCGCCGCCCGAGACUCCGCGCAAGGGCUGGAUCGAGAAGUGUAUCAAGUUUGGAGGUCUGAAAUAAUUGGGCUUGUACAAAAGAGCAAAAAGAACAUGGGUUGCUGCGACUAGUUACUUACACCCCCACGCCUGCGAUACCGCAAAAAGCCGA